AUGGACGUGGAUGUCCAUGGGAUGAAGACACCUGCUAUUAUGCUGCUUGGAAUGGUCAUUUGGAAUGCCUCAAAUUUGCCCAUGAAAAUGGCUGUCCAUGGGAUGAUGGGACAUGUGCUGCUGCUGCUAGAAAAGGCCAUUUGGAAUGCCUCAAAUAUGCCCAUGAAAAUGGCUGCCCCUGGGAUGAAGACACGUGCUUUGCUGCUGCUAGGAAGGGCCAAUUGGAAUGCCUCAAAUAUGCCCAUGAAAAAGGCUGUCUGUGGGAUAUUGAAACAUGCAAUGUUGCUGCAAGAGAGGGAAACUUGGUAUGCCUCAAAUUUGCCCAUAAAAAUGGAUGGCCUUGGAGUGAAAACACUUGCAGCAUUGCUGCUAGGUAUGGACAAUUGGAAUGCCUCAAAUUUGUCCAUGAAAAUGGCUGUCCAUGGGAUAAAGCCACAUGCCGCUUUGCUGCUAGAUAUGGUCAUCUGGAAUGCCUCAAAUUUGCCCAUGAAAAUGGCUGUCCAUGGGAUGUCCAAACAUGUUAUGAUGCUGCUAGCAAUGGCCAUUUGGAGUGUGUGA
Molecule: messenger RNA, 558 nt
Organism: Seminavis robusta
Lineage: Eukaryota; Bacillariophyta; Bacillariophyceae; Naviculales; Naviculaceae
Source: the annotation of a GenBank genome assembly